AUGACUGAAAAUAAUUUAUCUUCAUUACAAGCAAUUAUAGGAAUUCACGAGUCUUACACUCGUACUCUGAUACUGGAAGCUCUUAAAACACAUUUUCCUAAUAUUCAAAUAACCAUAAUAUCACCCAGCAACAUUUCUUCCCACACCACCAACAAAACUGACUCGCCAACUCUUUAUUGGCUUGAAUACGAAGACCUUGACUUUGAACAACUUUACGCCGAUCCCGAAAUCACCCUUGCGAAUUCCUAUUGCAUACGAAAAGGUCUUAUCCGAAAAGCUCAACUAAACUUUAACCUUAGUAAAUACAUCAGCAAACACCCGAACUGUAGUUUAGUGCGUGCAGUCCCAGAAACAUGGGUUUUUGAGGUGACUCACAUUGAUUAUUUUGAUGAGGCACUUGACGAAGUGUUUGAAGUUGUGGCAGAGUGUGAGGCGAAUAAACAGAUUGAAAAUUCCGAGGGGAAACAAUUGUUUAUUCUAAAACCGAAUUUAGGGAAUAAGGCUGCGAGUGUUCUCAUAUUUGAUAGUAUCGAACAAUUACGCGCGCCAUGA
Molecule: messenger RNA, 552 nt
Organism: Ambispora gerdemannii
Lineage: Eukaryota; Fungi; Glomeromycota; Glomeromycetes; Archaeosporales; Ambisporaceae
Source: the annotation of a GenBank genome assembly